This is a messenger RNA of Caenorhabditis bovis, 411 nucleotides long. Lineage: Eukaryota; Metazoa; Nematoda; Chromadorea; Rhabditida; Rhabditidae. The record is from the annotation of a GenBank genome assembly.
AUGGAAAUCCGUAUUAAUACAGACGGCCGUCCGGUUUUCAAUGUCGCUUCAUCGCCAACGAGCACUUCGACUGAAAGCAGCGCCGAGCAGAAGGAUCGCGGCCGUCUUCAAAAACAAUUGAGCCGCGAGAACAACGAAAAUGGAAUGCGUAGCAAAUCCAAUUCGAAUUCAUUCAAAACCGAAAAAAAGCGAAGCAAGAGCGUUAAGAAGGAUCAAAAGGGAAAAAAGGUUGAUUCGAUGAGUAACUCUCCAGUCGAGGAUCUCACGUUUGCCGCAGCCACAUGUUCGUUGGGUUCAGCAGCUCCCAAGAGAAAGUCCAUCGAUUUGGAUGACAUCGAUCGCAUUUAUACCAUUCAGCGAGAGAGUAUUGCGACUGUCAAAGAUGCCGAAGUUCAGACAACUCUGUUCUAA